Messenger RNA from Oryza sativa Japonica Group (Japanese rice), 1275 nucleotides. RefSeq lists its product as uncharacterized. Gene Ontology annotation, biological process: proteolysis. Gene Ontology annotation, molecular function: metalloendopeptidase activity; ATP binding; ATP-dependent peptidase activity. The record is from RefSeq and is a predicted model, not a curated record. Lineage: Eukaryota; Viridiplantae; Streptophyta; Magnoliopsida; Poales; Poaceae.
GUUCUUCGGCCUCCACGUGUUAAAGAUGAUGAGGCUGGGAAGGGCGCCCUGCUGCUACUGCUUCACCGAGCCGCACCCCGCCGGCGGCGUCGCGGCCGCCGUCAGGCUGCGACUGCUGCCGCCUGCCCGCGCCGCGAAUACCUCCUCAGAGCCGGCGGCGCGGCUGAGGGCGGUUCUCGAGCAGGUGGACGAGGAGCUGCGGAAGGGGAACGACGAGGCCGCGCUGUCCCUCGUGCGCGGCUCGCAGGGGGCGGAUGGCGGGCUCCGGUUCUUUGGCGCGGCGAGGCAGGUACCUCAAAGACUUUAUACAUUGGAUGAGCUGAAGUUAAAUGGGAUCGAUACUUCUGCUUUCCUAUCUCCUGUUGAUCUGACUUUGGGAUCAAUUGAGAGAAAUCUCCAAAUUGCUGCAGUUCUAGGAGGGCUCUCUGUAUCAGCUGCAUUCGAGCUUUCUAAACUCCAAGUUCUGUUUCUGUUUUUGGGUCUACUAUCUCUGUGGUCGGUGGAUUUGGUAUAUUUCGGUGGUGGAGUGAGAAACUUGAUUCUUGAUACAAUUGGUCACAAUCUUAGCCAGAAGUAUCGUAAUAGAGUUAUUCAGCACGAAGCUGGCCACUUCUUGAUAGCGUAUUUGCUUGGGGUCCUUCCCAAAGGAUACACUAUCACAAGUUUAGAUACAUUCAUAAAAAAGGGCUCACUGAAUGUGCAAGCUGGGACAGCUUUUGUUGACUUUGAGUUCCUUCAAGAGGUCAAUUCAGGCAAACUAUCUGCCACGAUGUUGAACAAGUUCUCAUGCAUUGCCUUGGCUGGAGUAGCAACAGAGUAUCUUUUGUAUGGAUAUGCUGAAGGAGGACUAGCUGACAUUGGGCAACUAGAUGGAUUGCUCAAAGGUCUAGGUUUCACCCAGAAGAAAGCUGAUUCACAGGUGAGAUGGGCUGUGCUGAAUACUGUACCUGCACUGCGUCGCCAUAAAAAGGCCAGAUCACAGCUCGCGGAGGCAAUGUCCUCUGGGAAGUCAGUUGGAUCUUGCAUCGGGGUCAUAGAAGAGAAUAUAAACUCUGAGGAUAUUUAGUUAGUGACUAUAAAGAUGAUGGAAAAUAUAGAUCACAUAUGUACAAACUUUCACAAUGGACUGUACCUUUUAACUUGGGCUUUGUAUUUAGUCUGUUAGCAGGAAAUACAUGUCAAAAUCAUGGUUUUUAUUCAGUUUCAUAUAUUAAACGUUUAAGUCUACGUUCCGGAGGUGGGAUAAUGAUAUUUUAUGGUGGAUGCUUGAUGAUA